CUUUUAGGGUAAAUAACUGCAAGACAGGAGUAGCUGCUGUCUGCACAGUGGGCGAGGUUUGAAGGUUGGGACAGAGACAAAAGAAUACGUUGGCUAACAAAGCCAUAACCCGAGAUUUAACACAACACACCACAAAAUAGUUCGGAACUGAAUUUUAAACUGUCAGCUAGAUUGGUGAACAAACGUCCAUGGGUGUUCGGCUAUGGAAGUAAUGUAGGCUGGUCGUAGCUUAUCUCAGCGAGAUGAAGACAGGAAUAUUAACAAAUCAAUUGGAACACUAAGCCUAGAAAAUGAACGGUUUCCAGUCCAGUCCACCGGAGUGUCCAGCGGGGAGCGUCUGCUCGAUUGAGGGCUUGCCUCCCCUGCCGAAAGGCCUGAGCGGAAUCUUAAACUCUAGCGGCGGCUCCUGGCGGGACAUAGAGAAGGUGUACAGUAAGAGGACACGUAUUCAGGCCGACAUCAGCAAGUCCCGGGUGAGUGACUCCCUUGGUCGAAGCAAACCAGCAAGCCUGGAUGCAGCAUUGGCUAUGCUGCGGAAAGAAAUGGUGGGCUUAAGGCAGUUAGAUAUGUCUUUACUCUGCCAGCUAUGGUCACUCUAUGAGUCCAUUCAGGAAUACAAAGGUGCCUUCCAAGAUAUCUCAUCCUCUUUGCUGUCAGAGAGUUCUUUCACCACUGAAAACGGAUAUUCUGAUGAGGAGGAGGAAGAGGAGGAAGAGGAGACUGAAGGAGGAAGAGAGCCUCAGGAUGCCCCUAGGUCCACUCUGCCUCAACUAGCCCAGAACUCCCGUGACCAGUGGAUAAAAGACUCCUUCCAUAUCCCCAUAUAAAUGUAGCAAUUUCCCAUUGUAUCUAUCCUAGUUCCCCUGUCCAAACAGAAGCUGCUUUAUUUUGGAUUCAUAUUGGCCUUAAAGAUAUCAGUGUCAUAAGUGAUGUGUUUGCUCUUACAAAUGAAGGGUCAUUCAUUUCACAGGCUGUUCAUGUUUUUUUUUUUUAAGUACCCUGAAAUGAAGGAAAUGUAGCCUAUUCCCCUCCCUCUGUGAAUUGUGAAAUGCCGGAUGAGGAAGAAAAGCAGGAAGAGGGAAACGAUGACAAAAAGAGGAAAGGUGUUUCAUUUUGCCUCAUGCAUCUCUGCAUUAGUGUGGACUCAUGUUGCUCCAACCUCCAAAUGUAUAGUACAAGAUACCCAUAAUAUAAAUGUUAAUCUUGCUUUGUGGCCACGUGUAAUUACCCCUAUAUGAAGAUUGUAUUUCCAACACCAUGUAAUCUGUAUCUACAUUUGUACAAGCAUUUUACAUUGUUUUAUCUUUUGUAGAAAAUGUUGCAUAGAUUGCAUAUGACUGAAAUUGUGAAUUUGUGAAUACAAUGCGUUUUAUUAAAACCUUAUGAAACUUA
Molecule: messenger RNA, 1392 nt
Organism: Clupea harengus (Atlantic herring)
Lineage: Eukaryota; Metazoa; Chordata; Actinopteri; Clupeiformes; Clupeidae
Gene: fam89b
Product: family with sequence similarity 89 member B
Source: RefSeq, a predicted model, not a curated record